Megachile rotundata (alfalfa leafcutting bee) is the source of this 4536-nucleotide messenger RNA. RefSeq lists its product as uncharacterized. Gene Ontology annotation, molecular function: growth factor activity. The record is from RefSeq and is a predicted model, not a curated record. Lineage: Eukaryota; Metazoa; Arthropoda; Insecta; Hymenoptera; Megachilidae.
AUGCCCGCUGAGAUCGACACGGGCGGGCCAACGGUGCUGCACUGUGAUUACCGUGCCGUCUGCCCGAUACCGAUCCUAACCUCGACAUCCACCUCAGCUUCCUUGCGCCGCGAAAAUAGAGUUGUUCGAACGAGUAUCGUGCGACGACUUCCACGGAUCGACGACAACGAAUCGCUCGAUGACACGAGCCUCAAGUCCCGUCGUUGGUCCGGUUUCUCUUCUCGUCGUACCGGAGGCGCAUCCGCGCGUUCUGUAUUGAGAGAAUUCCGUCGAAGCGAGCCACGCAUCGCGUUCAACGUUCCUACGGAGGCUAUCGAUGCUUCCUCACGGACGGCUGAUCGAAAGGAUUGCCAGCCUCAGGAUGUUUCUGGUCCGGAACAACCGGAAUCGCGACUUCGCGACACCAUCGACCAGUUCGACGAAAACGAGACGAUAAGGCAGACGCGAUCGAGACGGGACGAGUGUUCGUUGGAGCAUGAGGCCAUCAGCCGUAGAUUUCAAAACGAGAAAACACACGAUUGCCACGGAGUGCAAGGCUGGUGUUCGAAACGCGACUUAUCGGCAACUGGAAACUGGACGGAGUUUUGUGUCGCGGACCACGUACAAAUAGGGAAAUCGCGGUUCUCUAGUCAAUCGAGCGACUCUUCGAGAUCGGAUCGGACGUACGAGAAGCUCACCACGACGAGCACGCUUCCGUCCUUGACCGAUGAAACGUGGAAGGAAGUGGACGCAACGAAUUCCUGGCGAUGCGAGUCGCGCGUCACCAAGGUCGAACUGACGGCCGAUCGGCAGACCGACUUUCCUUCCUACGACAACGAGUCUUCCUCGAGGAGUGGCCACGGUAGAACGAGAAAGAAGAGGCGCGAGUGUCGUAACAACCGUUCCACGUACCUUCAGUUAGCCCUGCUGUUGUUGCUCCUCGCGUUCGGACAGUGCAGACCCCGUAAAUCGAGUGUGUUCAACUGCAGUGUGAAAUCGAGUACCACCGGUUUGAGUGUGUUGGCGAUUGGCACGGUUAUCAGUGCAGUGAGUGGCGCACCAGUUGAUUUAAUGGGUGAUGCUGGCGUAAGGGCAGAACGAUCGGCCAAUUUGUCGCACAUCACCGGCGCUUCUAGGAAGAUCCAGAUGUACAUCAAGAAUCGGCAUUUGCAAAUCCUGCCUGACGGCACGGUAAACGGCUCAAACGACGACACAUCGGAUUACAGUGAGUACCGAUUUUCUAUCACCCUUACCGUCAAUCAUUUAUCGAUAUUUCAAAACGAGAAAACACACGAUUGCCACGGAGUGCAAGGCUGGUGUUCGAAACGCGACUUAUCGGCAACUGGAAACUGGACGGAGUUUUGUGUCGCGGACCACGUACAAAUAGGGAAAUCGCGGUUCUCUAGUCAAUCGAGCGACUCUUCGAGAUCGGAUCGGACGUACGAGAAGCUCACCACGACGAGCACGCUUCCGUCCUUGACCGAUGAAACGUGGAAGGAAGUGGACGCAACGAAUUCCUGGCGAUGCGAGUCGCGCGUCACCAAGGUCGAACUGACGGCCGAUCGGCAGACCGACUUUCCUUCCUACGACAACGAGUCUUCCUCGAGGAGUGGCCACGGUAGAACGAGAAAGAAGAGGCGCGAGUGUCGUAACAACCGUUCCACGUACCUUCAGUUAGCCCUGCUGUUGUUGCUCCUCGCGUUCGGACAGUGCAGACCCCGUAAAUCGAGUGUGUUCAACUGCAGUGUGAAAUCGAGUACCACCGGUUUGAGUGUGUUGGCGAUUGGCACGGUUAUCAGUGCAGUGAGUGGCGCACCAGUUGAUUUAAUGGGUGAUGCUGGCGUAAGGGCAGAACGAUCGGCCAAUUUGUCGCACAUCACCGGCGCUUCUAGGAAGAUCCAGAUGUACAUCAAGAAUCGGCAUUUGCAAAUCCUGCCUGACGGCACGGUAAACGGCUCAAACGACGACACAUCGGAUUACACGAUAUUUCAACGAACGUCGGUGUCCAGAGGUCAACUGAGGAUUCAAGGUGUUGCGACCUGCCUGUACCUGUGUAUGGAUUCGUGUGGUCUUCUUUACGGCUCGCGGGAGUACACCGACGACUGCGUGUUCAACGAGACCCUCGAGCAGCACAACUACAACACGUACAGUUCGGCAAAAUGGUCCACGGCGAAGAAGACGCUCUAUCUCGGCUUAAACCGACGUGGACAGCCGAGGAGGGUACAGGCGAAAGGUCACAACCUGGGCAGACUGUCCGCCUACGCGCGAGUAUUAACUCAGGUCGCUCCAUCGGAGCGGGUCGAUGCGCUUCAAAGGCGAAUGUUGACUUCGAAGGCACAGCACAACAUUCGUCAUCGACACAACCUUCAUCGCGGCGAUUUGAUCCAGCAAUCGCUCUGUCCCACUCUUCCAGUACAGGAAAAGGACGGCAGAGACAAGUUUAGGUGUCGCAAACGGAAGAAGAGGAAGAAGAGGAAGCGGCGAUGCAGACCGGGCGAGAAGCCAGGUCCUCAGUGCCAAAUCGCGGAGGAGAAGGAUGACGCGAGCUCGAUGCAUCCGGCUAGAAGCGAGGGUCUCCCUUUGAACGGGACUUCACCGGAGUCAAAGAGAUCCUGCGAAGGAGCAGCUAGCGAGGAGGCCUGCCGUAGAGAGGCUCUCUCGGUCCCGUCUAAGAAACGGAAGCUGCGGGUCCAAGAUGCAGCCGAGGUGGCAGCAACGGUCGGCAGGAAUGUCACCGGGAACAGCAACGGUAAGAGCAAAGCACCAGCGUCAAACGCAAAAAAAGUACACGCCGCUGGCAGCAUGAGUCAAAGUAAAAAGCCUAAUUUGACGGACGGGAAGAAGAAAAAGAAGAAGGGCCCGGCAGCGGCGAGGAGGAACCCAGCGGUGCCUCUGCCCCGGAAGAGGUUCAUGCCUGGCAAAACGGACAACACGUCUGCGGUGCUCACGGCAACUCCCGUACCGAUCUUCGCAACGUCCUCCUCCUCUUGGUGGUCUCCUGGUGCGUCAACCGACCCUUCAGGGAGAGGAAUCUUGCCUAGGCGCAGAGGCAAGCAGGCUUCCUCGCGGAAAAACGACUCUUCCGGGAAUCCUCGUAGGGUAGGGAAAGCUUUCGCGAGAAAUCGUACGAAGACGAUUAACCGUACCGUUAGCGCGAACACAUACGAGACCACCAUGAAUCCUGAUCGUACCGAUCAGUCGGUGACCGUGAAAGUUCCUGAGACCGUUUCCGAUCGAUCUUUCCGAAAUUCGAGUCUGUCCUCCGAGAAUGCGGACGAUGCCUCGAGAUCAUUGUUCGAAUCCUUGCCAAUCGACGAAGACGCGUCUUCGACAUUUUCGAAUGAACACGUGACUGCCACGAUCGAUUCGACCAUCUCGAUCGAAGUUACCGGAACGAUUAGCUCGUUUGGGUUACACGACGAGGGGAAUAAAUCGGUCGACGAAGUCGGCAACGUAGACGACAGCGACAGGUUCGACACGCCGGAAACUAUCCAGUCGACCACCACCCCCGGGGUACCGUUCGAGAGGCUGGCCAUGUAAGGCGAAAUGCCAGCUUUCCGUUAGCUCGAACGCGUCUACGGGGACGGACUCAUUUGUAAACUUACAUGUACAUAGUAAUCAUGAUACGAUACGAUUUACAACAUACUUCACAUUCAUGUAUGACGAUUGCGUGCGCAUGAAGCGUUUCGCGCGUGGGACUCUCGGUGUUCUGAUCCGCCGAUGGCUCUGAAUCGGACAAAUAUGAACUUCGGCUUAUACAUAUAUUCCUUCCAUUUUUGUUAGCGAAUCCGUUGCUAGCAGAUACUUUGUCCUCUUACGUUUCGAGGUGUCUUCUUCACGAAAAUAACUUAAUUCAGUAAAAAAUUAUGCAGCACGUACGCGAAAGUUAGUCACUGUAAUUUAAAUUUUCCAUGAAUACGAGGAUUCUUUCUUGCGAAUAAUUUACCAAAUUGACAUAGAAACAGAGAUUUCAUUGUAUUAACUUGUUCCUUAGACCAUAUUACACUGAAGCAGUAUACAAGCUUCACCAGGUUUCUAAUGCUACAUGUCAUCAAGACGACGAUAAAAAUAAAAUAAAAAAAGUCCUGUACAUAAAAAUACAGAAGUUGUUAUGUUUAUCAGAUAAUUAUUGUAAUGUCAAUUAUGUGUUAGAGUCACAAUUUGAUAUUACAUUGAUUUAAUUGAUGAAUCAAAAUUUUGCUACCUGUGAAUUAUUGCUGCAAAAAUAUUUACAUUUGUGGACUGCGGUUUUACUAAUUAUAAUUAUAAUCCAGAUUUAAGAAACAUAUCUAUAAAUAUAUCAAAUAAAAUAAAACAUAUCAAUUUUGGAACGAAAGUGUUCCAUACAGUAUGCAAUGAAUUUAACGGAAUGGUAUAAAAUUUAGAAUAAAAUUAGCGCUUGAAAUGGCAGCUUUGAUGACCUUGACCUGAAUAUGUGACACAUAUGGGUUAACACUUAUGAUGAUUUAAUAAUUCAACCUGAUCUGAUAAUUACUAAUUUGUUGUAACAGUACAAUUUUGAAUUAAAUUAGGUUCAAUUACGCCAAUAUUUUGAAG